AUGCCCACUUCGCCAACUAAACAUGUUGUCCUAAGUGUAUCCUCCGGCCUGGCAAUUGCCGCUCUUCUCAAAUAUCUCAAGGAUGGGGACCGAGACAAAACUUCGACGAGCCUAAACGCCCAUGGAAUUGAAGCACAGCUUGGACCCUGGUAUUCUGCCCCAGGAACCUGGAUGCCAUUUGAGAAUGAGAAGCAGAUCGUGACUCUCGGUCCAGCCAUUAACGCGAGGCUCGCGGACGGAUUCUGCGGCGUCAAUGAGGUCCAGAUAUCACGGCUACCCCUCGCUGAAGCCGGAACAAGUGCCUGGUCCAUCUUGACUAGCAUUAUCCACCCCUCCCCUUUCCCCAGAGACGCUCUUGAGCCCUCAUCCUCAUCCUCAUCCCCAAGCAAAGAAGAAGCGACAACUCUGAAUCCAAAGGAUUACUGGCCGCACUUGCCCCUCGAACCACUGACUCUCCAUGACACCAAACUCUGUGUAAAAAUCAGCCGCGCAACAUUAAUGACUCUCUUCGCAAUCACAAACGCACGCCCGAUCUUCAGUUAUUCCUCCGCGUCAGGCUACCGCUCCGCAUACCCCUCCUACUGCGGUCAAUGGAGCAUCGCAUGGCCCAUCGGAAAACCAUGCAUACUGCACACGAUAGCCAUAGCGCCGCAACGGACGUCUACCCCCCCCCCCCCCCCCGAUUUCUCCGUGCGGGCCGAUAAGUGCGUCGAGCUGCUUUGCGGCAUCGUCUCGGAUGCCGCGGGGUGGAAGCUCGCGUUCCCGGGUAGGGCGAAAGGGCAGGGACCGUGGAAGUUGGAGGCGACCAAGAAAGGGUUUCCGGGUGCGCAUGGGAGUCGGCAUUUGUAUAAUAUGAUGGGAGGGAGGGUCUUCGAGGUGGAUUUACUAUCUCUUGUACGCUGCAACAGCGAGAUCGAUACGAAGGACUCGGCACUGAAGCUUGAAAUCCCCUGUCUGACAGCGUCUCCCCAAAAUGAACAUGACGUGGCGGUCGUCUUCGUGCCAGAGCCCAUACAGGCGCUUUUAGCUCGGGCGCUCGACUGCCUACCUUGGUCUUCUCUCUCCUGGUCCCUGCACCGCGGUCUCAAAGACACACUUCUCGCAUACGGAAGACCAACCAUGAACCGUCACCGGCGGCGCCUAGCCAGCAUGUUAAAACGCGUCGCGGAAGAGAAAUUAUCUAGCUUAGUGAAGAAAGGAUGGGAUGCCGAGUUUGUCAAAAGCUCUAUGGGAGACAUGGCCGAAUCGUCCAUUAUGGCAGGAGUUGGGAACAGUGGAGAUCUAGUCCGGGUCGUUAUUGCGGUGGUAGAAGUCCUGAUUGAGCAUUCUCAAGACGAGGGCUGGUCGAAGAACAAAGACGAGACGGAUUUCUGGAAGGGACUGAUACAGAAAACCAAGGAUAGUGAUAGUGAUAUAGACUUGGACUUGAAUAUGGAUAGCAGCAUUAUUGGAUUGGUGAAGUUUUUCGUCUUAGAGUGGUCGCAGGAGCUAGAUUAUCAGCUUUAUCAUCAGCUACCUGUGUCGCUUUACUUGGCUUAG
Molecule: messenger RNA, 1539 nt
Organism: Lachnellula hyalina
Lineage: Eukaryota; Fungi; Ascomycota; Leotiomycetes; Helotiales; Lachnaceae
Exons: 2
Coding region: 1-1539 (512 amino acids)
Source: RefSeq, a predicted model, not a curated record